AUGAAUGAUCUACUUCUUAGAGGUCAUACCUGCUCGCAAUGCCGGAAGAUCAAGCUCUGCGAACCACGAGAAGAAAUCUUCAUAGAUACAGAGUUGGAUUCGAAGUACCCCAGGGACUCCCCUUCUCAUAUGAGUUUUACUGGUUUGCGUCUUGAUGAUCUAGAAGAGGGUUCGCAAAAUGGCUGCAGCCUGGGGAAGUAUCUCUCUUCACAACUUCGCGAACGAUACCCAGAGACGUGGACCUCACAUGAUCUGAAACUCUACACUGACGGUUGGCGUUUCCAUGGUCUGAUACCUCUGGAGAAGACUCUCUCGGGCGACAGAAAGCUUGAGUUUUCAACUAAGGACCAAUAUGUUCAUGCUCCGGCACAUAAAGGAAAGACAUAUGUAGAGUUCUUGUCUUACGAAAUUACGACAGAUGAAGACGUUGAGUGGACUGGAGGACAAAACCUUUUGUCUCGAAAGCCUAUAGUUGCUGACCCACUGUCUGAUAUUACCGCGGCCACGAUUCGAGAUUGGAAGCUCAGAUGCGACACAAGCCAAUCUCAAGCUCAUACAAUCUGCUCACGGCCAAGUCCAGGAUUCUUCCCUACUCGACUCCUCAAGAUUGUCGAGAUGGACACCAACAAUCAGAUUCCUCAUGUGAGGCUUGUUGAUGGAAAGUCGCUGAAUGGAGACACCGAAGAAAGCAACAAAGACUCGUACAGGACCGAGAUUCCUUGGGACAAGAUUCCUAGAACGACCCAAGAUGCCAUUCUGACGUCACAAAAACUUGGAAUUGGCUUUAUCUGGGUAGACUCACUCUGCAUCAUCCAAGACAGCAAAGCGGACGAUAAGAGCAUCGAGAUUGGCCAGAUGACCCAAGUCUAUACCCAUGCGGCAUUCACUAUUGCGGCUAGAAGAGCCCCAGACGCUCAUAGAGGCUUCCUCCACGAGAGGUCACUUCCCUCUGGAACAACCACUGUGGAUUUCUGCAGUCAAGAUGGUAAAACGAGACAAUGUACAUUGACGUUCGAAUCGGCAGCAAAGGAGGAAGAUCAAAACGUCCUGGACACGCGGGGUUGGACAUUGCAAGAAUAUAUAAUGUCUCGCCGCUUGCUGAUCAUCGGAUCAUGGACAACUACAUGGUCUUGCAGAAAGGAGCGUGCUGGAAACUGCGACGGAUGGACUUUGGACAGAGAAAAGGGUGAUCCCUUCAACUACAAUGGGUCUUGGACGUCCAGCGAGAAUACAGUCUUCAAAGGCACACAUCGUCUCGACGCAAUUGCCUUCUUUGGCACUCAUCCCGAUUCCAACUACCCAAAGCCUGAAGACCAUCUCAUCUUGUGGGAAUGGAAUUCGUUAGUUCAGCGGUACACCCAACGAAACCUCACGAGACAAACUGACAGGAUCCUCGCUAUUUCGGGCCUGGCACAGAUCUUCAGUCCUAUGCGCGGAGGGGCAUAUGCAGCUGGUUUGUGGGCUAAAGACUUUCCUGAUACGCUACUUUGGGAAAACCGUUCUAGAGCCUUGUAUCUGAGACCAAGCGAUCAAGGACCAUCCUGGUCAUGGACGGCUAUUAACAGUACUGUGACAUGGGGCGCUGGCCAUGGGAAAGACGUCUUAUCAGUUGACUCUAUUGAAUGCGAUCUUGAUCAACCAUCAGCUCCUUUCGGGUCUGUCAAGCGCGGCGCACUUCGUGUCACAGGACCUGCAUUGGACCUGGAGUGGAAACGCACUAAAAGUACAUCGAGUUUGAUGAGCCCCGGAGGACAUCACCUGAGGUACUUGGUGCCUGGUGGUAUGUACAUCAACGCUCAUAUCAAGUUUCUUCCCGACGCAGAAGAACCUGAUUCGGACUGGACCACCGUCACGUUACUUGCUGUCAAGGUCGACGACUACACAGCGGGAAUAGUCCUGAGAAAAAGUACCGACAGUGAGCACUCGAGAUUCGGUUACUUCGAUGCAAAUCUCCCAGGAGAUAAAUAUCACAUAGAUUGUCAAUUACCAGUGGUUAGAAAAUGGGGGAGCAGAACUUUUACUAUUAUAUAG
Messenger RNA from Fusarium odoratissimum NRRL 54006, 2031 nucleotides. RefSeq lists its product as uncharacterized. The record is from RefSeq and is a predicted model, not a curated record. Lineage: Eukaryota; Fungi; Ascomycota; Sordariomycetes; Hypocreales; Nectriaceae. The coding region runs from base 1 to 2031 and encodes 676 amino acids. The transcript is spliced from 3 exons.